AUGCUUUCAACCUUUGCAGAUUUGCCAGGCCGAAUAUUUUCGCCAGUUGUUAAAACCUCGUUCCUGAAAGUAAUUAAUUGGCUGGUUAAAUACGAGCAUUAUCCUGGUUGUUUUGGCUGGAUGGUUACAUCCAAAGAAUUACAGACUCGUCAACAGUUUUUUGCAUGGAAUUCACAUAUGCCAACUUCGGACGGCAUGGCACUAAUGCAGCUGGGGCAAAACUAUAGUUUGCCGCGUUCUUCCACAUUUUCUGUUGACGUGGCUUUUCCACCAUGUUCAGUUUCUGAUUUGCCUGAUUUGAACUCUGUACAACUAAAUAGAGCUGAUGGAUUCUAUAAUGGGCUGCCUCCUCUUUGGGAGAGUUCAGCUCCGUCCUUACAUCCAUAUUUAAAAGAUUCUCAAUGUGCCGUACCCCAUGGGCCUGGGGUUAGUGCUAGCAGAAUUGAUGCUUUGCAUACUUGUCGGAAAAGGUUCCUCGUCGUCGAUCAGUCCGGAAAUCACAGGAGAGUGUUCAUUAACCCUUUUCUCCCUCCUCAAAAUCAGAUUGUUUCUUCUAAGACUCCUCCGGGUGUUCACGCCUCAUGUAAUGAGAAAUUAGCACUUCAAGUAGAGAAACAAUCCUUGGUGAAGCCUGUUGUUCAAGAGAAAUGGAAGGAAAAUCAUUUAACAAAUGGAGGAAGUGAGAUGCAUGAAGACCCUAAAGAAAUCGAUGCUUUACUUUAUUCUGAUAGCGACGAUGAAUAUGAUGAUAAUGAUGAAGUAACUAGCAGGGUGCAUACUUCAUUUGGCAUUGAGGAUGCUUAUGACAAGGACAUACAAUUUGAAGAACUUAUUGAAGAAGUUGCGAGUUCUGAUGGCUCGACUAAAAGGAAAAGAUUGCUUGAUGGUAGGUACAAGAUAUCAUCUCUGUUGGUCGAUGGAAGCCCCGUAAAAUUGACUACUUCAUGCAACUACAAAGAUGAUGCGGAGUCAAGUGUUGCCCACAAGAUAAACUCCUUUGAUUAUUUCAAUUCCACGAAAGGAUUGGAGGAAGUUAAAAUCCACGAGACACUGAAGAUUCUCAAGAGUAUUAUUCCCAGGUCAAAGAGUAAGGAUCCGCUGUUGAUAAUUGAUAAAGCUAUUGAUUACUUGAAAUCCUUGAAACGUGAGGCCGAGGCCGUGGGAGUUAGCUACCCUAGAGUUUCGAAUGGUGCUGUUGGUUGA
Messenger RNA from Fraxinus pennsylvanica, 1203 nucleotides. NCBI's taxonomy places the organism in Eukaryota, Viridiplantae, Streptophyta, Magnoliopsida, Lamiales, Oleaceae. The record is from the annotation of a GenBank genome assembly.